Toxotes jaculatrix (banded archerfish) is the source of this 3821-nucleotide messenger RNA. RefSeq names its product regulator of chromosome condensation (RCC1) and BTB (POZ) domain containing protein 1 (gene rcbtb1). The record is from RefSeq and is a predicted model, not a curated record. Bases 75 to 1859 code for a protein of 594 amino acids. NCBI's taxonomy places the organism in Eukaryota, Metazoa, Chordata, Actinopteri, Toxotidae. Gene Ontology annotation, molecular function: protein binding. The transcript has 13 exons.
GUGUUUUACCGGUAGAUGUGUUGUUAUUAAAUGUUGUCGCUGUCUGUCUGUCUUUUCCCAGUUGACUCAUUGUCAUGGAGCGAUGCUUUAGUGUCAGCAGGGAUGGUCCUGCUCCUUGCUCCCCACCUCCACCAACUUCAAAUCCUCCUCCUCACGGCCCCCCGUCUCCUCGUCAUCCCCCUCCUAUUCCUCCCUCCUCUCCCCUGUCGGCCCUGACUCCUCCUCCUCCUCCUCAGAAAGGAAGGCUGAGUUUUGCGGGAGCCAUGGUGGACGUCAGUAAGUGGCCCCUGUUCUCUCUGCUGAGCUCUGAGGAACUAGCCACGGUCCGACAGGCUUGUGUGUUUGGAACCUCCGGUAAUGAAGCCAUCUACAUCACACAUGGAAACGAGGUAUUUGUAUUUGGGAUGAACUGCAGUAGCUGCCUUGGCACUGGAGACAGUCUGAGCAUUAUUGUGCCAAAGAAACUGGACUUCCUGCGGGGGAAGAAGGUAAUCAGCCUGAGCUAUGGCAGCGGACCUCACGUCCUAUUGGCUACGGAGGAUGGACAGCUGUUUGCUUGGGGACACAAUGGCUACAGUCAGUUGGGGAAUGGGACUACCAACCAGGGCCUGUCCCCGGUGCUGGUCACUGCUAACCUGCAGAACAAGAAAGUGAAGGAGGUGGCGUGUGGCUCGCAUCACUCUAUGGCUCUCACUCACGAUGGAGAGGUCUUUGCAUGGGGUUAUAAUAACUGUGGUCAGAUUGGCUCAGGCUCCACAGCCAACCAGCCUUACCCCAGGAAGGUCACCGGCUGCCUGCAGGGCAAGAAUGCGGUGGGGAUCACAUGUGGACAGACCUCCUCCAUGGCUCUGGUGGACAACGGAGAGGUUUAUGGCUGGGGCUACAAUGGUAAUGGGCAGUUGGGUAUCGGUAACAAUGGAAACCAGCUGACACCUUGUCGCCUCACUGCACUCCAAGGGCUGUGUAUUCAACAGAUUGUAUCGGGCUAUAGCCACUGUCUGGCGCUGACGGAUGAAGGGCUGCUGUACGCCUGGGGCGCAAACACCUACGGUCAAUUGGGAACUGGCAACAAGAGCAACCACCUCAGCCCAGUGCAAAUCAUGGCUGACAAAGAGAGGAUUGUUGAGGUCGCUGCCUGCCAUUCAACACAUACUUCAUCAGCCAAGAUGCAAAGCGGGCAGGUGUAUAUGUGGGGUCAGUGUCGGGGUCAGUCCAUCGUCCUGCCACACCUCACUCACUUCACCAACACUGAUGACGUCUUCGCCUGCUUCGCUACGCCCUCUGUCAUGUGGAGGCUCAUGUCAAUGGAGCAUGAUGACUUCCUGACGGUUGCAGAGGCUCUGAGGAAAGAGUUCGACAGUCCAGAAACGGCUGACCUUAAAUUCAGUGUCGACGGCAAAUGUAUUCACGUCCACAAAGCUGUGCUGAAGAUUAGGUGUGAGCAUUUCCGGUCAAUGUUCCGCUCCCAGUGGACAGAGGAUCAGCAGGACGUGAUAGAGAUCGGCCAGUUCUCUUACCCGGUCUACAGAUCCUUCCUGCAGUUUCUCUACACGGACACUGUUGACCUUCCACCUGAGGACGCCAUUGGCCUGUUGGACCUGGCCACCUCUUACUGCGAAAACCGCCUGAAGCGUCUGUGUCAGCAGAUCAUCAAGAGAGGAAUCACUGUGGAAAACGCCUUCACCCUGCUGUCUGCCGCCAUACGAUACGACGCAGAGGACCUGGAAGAGUUUUGUUUCAGGUUUUGUGUCAACCAUCUGACUCAGGUGACUCAGACCGGAGCCUUCUGGCAGGUGGACGGAGCGAUGCUCAAGGAGUUUAUCAGCAGAGCUAGCCGCUGCGGAGCCUUCAAGAAUUGAGUGGUAGUAGAGUAUAAACUAUAUUCUGACCAAGCGGAUGUGGUUGUGAUCCAAGGGUAGUGGCAGCGUGGCACUGCUGUAAAAGAAUCUGUUCUGAUCACAUUCCUAAACGAAAGAGAUGAACCGGUUUUAAAAUGCUGAUUUGCAUAGUUACUGAGGCGCAUGUUGGCACAUAAGUAGCAUCACUCACAAAGAUGCUGGAUGGAAUUUAAGCUGCGUUAUCCAUGGAUCUGAUCUCAGCACUUUGGCCAGUUCCUGUGGAGACACUCAACAAACUCAUGGCGCCUUUUCUGACAAACUGAAUUGUCUUCUUUACUUGCUCCAUGUAUACUUGAAUUUCUUUUCUCGGCCAGUGCUUUCAUGUACUCAACAUUCUUCCUGUGUUUUCCUGAAAAGUUAAUGUGGGAGACCAAAGACCUGGAAGCAAGGGGAAGGGAACUAGUUGAAAGAGCAGAGUCUGUGUCCGUGUUAGCUGACUCAGAAAGAGCUUAGAUAACUGACUUACACUGGCCAGGAGACGAGGACCACUGUCCCGAAACACAUCUUUGAGUUCCGUCUACUUUCCAUUCCUGUCAUUUUCAGUGUGGAGUCUUUGUGUUUGGAUAUGCUGAGCCUUUAUAUUUGGCUGAAUUCUUGAAGCUGUUGCAUUGACAGAAGAAAAGGCGAGUCCCAUUUAGAGGUGUCAGCAUACAAAGCUGAUCCAGAUUCCAGUGUGGGUUGUUAUUGGACACCUGGUUUGUUAUUUUAAUUGUUUAGCUGGGAUUCUGUGUAUGUGUUGUGGGAUGUAUAUUUCCCUUUUUUAUACUGAGGUCUGUUUUCUCUGGGUAAGUAUAUUCUGCCUGACUUCGAUUUUUGUUCUAUGGCACUUUAAGAAUCUACAGUUGCGUUCGUCCUUAUAUUCAGUAGAACAGUAACAGCUGAAAUAGUUUGAAACACUAUGGAAGGCAAGACGAGAAAAAUGAGUUAAAGCAUGUUACAGUACAGAUUUCACAAAAAACUAAAUAUUUGAUGCACAGUUACACUAUUAGCCGUUUUUUUUUUCUCUCUCAUUCCAAGUGUAAAUGUUGUGAAAUGUAUGUGAGGCAGAUGGGAUGUUACAGAAACUUUAUAUUCCCCCGUUACUCUGGGACCUCCAACAAACUGUCCAUCAUCGGUUUGUGUUUGCUAAUGUUUAGGGCCAAAUACAACCUCUGUAAGACCAAAAUCACUCCUUGGUAAUUUAUGCAUUUUCCAUAGGUUGGCUUUUUUCUUGUAGAUACAGUGAGAAUGCACUGGACUGAACCCGCACAAGAAACUGCAAGCUAAGCAAUAUUAUCACUUUGAAAUGCUCUGUAGAAACAAGUGUGAUUUUAUUAUUAUUAUAUAAUUAUAAAUGUUCUAUUAGCUUGGGUUUAACUGCCUGCAGGUCCUAGUUUUUACCCUCUGCUGCAUCACUGGGUGUGUUGAAGUAUCUAUGAGUAAGAGAGUUAGUGACCAGGCCAGCUGGCAGCAAGACGGGUGAGAUAAGUUUCAGAUUCUGUUUCCUCUAUUAGGUUUCUGUUUCUUAGGUUUCACUCAGAUGCUUGAUGGGACAAUUUUAAUUUGGUUUGAACCACGUAAAACUAUGACAGAUUUAUUAAAGUUAUAUUUCAGCUUCAGUGGACAGAAGAGCAGGUUUACAGUUUUUUUAUAUGAAAAAAGGACAAGCUAACUGGAAAAAGAAUAUUGUUUUGCUUACUGUGUUAAGAUCUGAAUAUAUUUUUGUUAUGCUUUCUUAAGCUUUGAUUUACAUAGGACACGUUUACACAACUCAUGGCAACAUGCUUAAAUUCAUCUUAUAACAUUAUGAUGUUAUGGUGUAUUUUACUGUUCUUUUGCUGUUGUACCUAGGACAUGUUAUUUUACUUAGUCUUUUUUAUUUUCAGUUAUGGGGACAAUAUGUUUCUGUGAAGAAAUAAAUGACUCCCAUCUUCUUUGUUCCCA